AUGUAAAUAUCAGAUAAUGCAAAAGCAUCACGCAAAGGAUUAGGAUUACUCCUUAAUCAACAUCAUCGUUAACACUUUUCAGAGGACUUUCAAAGACCAUAAUAAUUAGGAACUCCAAGAUCUUAUAUGUAAGCCUUACCAAAGAUGAGUACUCAAUUUAAUUCUGUGAGUACUACAAACUCAAAUACUAGAAAAUUAAUAAGUGCUGAGAGACCCACUAUUACCAUAGCUGAAGAGCAAGAUUCCUAUGGUUAUAGAUAGUAAGACUAAUUGGAUGAAGAACUCUUAGUAACUAUUUAUUAAAAAUGCAGCGAAUUCGUGAAAUGCAUGAAAUUCUUAAAUCUAGAUGCAGUACUUUAGAUUUAUUGAUCUCAGUUAUUGGUGGCAAAGAGUUUGUACACAAUAUUAAAAACCAAACUACAUUAUAAAAGAUUUAAGAAUUGUUAAAAAGCAUUUCUUAAACAUUAUAACAAUCUGCAAAGACUGAAAUAGAAUUAGGCUUCAAAAUGAGGGAAAUAGAGAGGAAGAAUAGUAUAUUAAUUAACUUAUCGUAGUUAAGUAUUCAUCAUUAUAAAUGAAGUAACUGAAAUUAUCAGAUAAAAAUCAAUCUCUAUAAAGUGUGAUUGAUGUACAUAGUUAAAAGACCAAUAAAUUAUUGGAUGAGAAUUCUAAAUUAUAGAAACAAUUAAAACAAGAAAGAAAAUUAAAUGCAUCUAAUUCUAAAAAAAUCACAGCAUUAGAAAAAAGAAUUGAAUUUCUUUUGGAAAAUGAUGUAAAUUCUGCCUUGAAUCCUAAUGAUAAAUUAAGGAGUAGUCUUAAUGAAUUGUUAAAAGAAAAUGAAUUAAUAAAAAGAGAAUUUGAACAUAAGAAAUAAGAAUUAGAGAGAGUUCAAGGAAAACUUAAUUAAUAUACAUAAUUGGUUAAUCGAUUAUAAAAGACAAUUGAUAAUAUGAGGAAGAAAAAUUAAGAUGAUAUGGGUAAAGAUGAAAAAUCAGUAUUUAGAAAAGAUGAUAUUGAUUUAUUAGUUAAUUUUAGAAUACCUUAAACUUUAGAUUUUAGAGUAGUUAGUUAAAGAUUAAACAAUUAACAUUUGUUAAAUGAUCUUACUGAUAAAGGUGUAUUAGCUACUUGUUAACAUAAUUUUACACUCCCUGUAGAAUCAUAAAAAGAAUAAUUCUAAAUCAUAGCUUAAUAAUUAUUAUCUUAUAAAGAAUUUGCUGAAAAGAUGAAUUAAUUUUUCUUUUAUAUGGAAUAAUUUAGUAAAUGUAUUCUAUUUGAAGAUGUAAAAUAUAUAUUUUUAAUUAUUAGAUUAUUCAUUAAGUUAAUAGAGUAUUACCAUAAGUAUUUGGAUGUGAAUAAGUUAGACUAUGGUUAAUAGAUGGAAUGAAUGGAACCAUAUUUACUUAUUUAGAAACAGGCAAUCAAAUUAGAGCUUUAUAACAUAAGGGUUAAGUUGCUGAUGUCUUUAAAUUGAGGGCUGCCUAAAAUAUCUCUUAAGCUUCUUAAAAACCUUUAUUAUAUAGAAUAAAUGAUUCAGAAUAAGCUGAUUAUGCUAGAAAUGCUUUGUUAUUACCAUUGUUUUGUGAGACCAAUGAUGCUAUCAGAGGUGUUUUGGAAGUGACCAAUACUGAAAAUGAAUUCUUUUCUUUUGAUGAAGAAUACUUUGGUAUUUUAGCAUCACAUUAACUUGGGCAUUUGCUAUAAAGAUUAAUUGAUAAGUAACAAAUCUAGUAGAUUUAGUUAAUCAUGGAUAAUUACUUAGAAAUAUAGAGGAAUGAUGAUGGAUGGUUUUACUAAUCUAAUGAAAAGUUAAAGUAAAUAAGAGUUCUCUUCUAAAGUGUAAUUAAGUCUUAGUUAAAUCUUUGGAUUCUCAUAAGUCUUGUUUUACUUUUUUGAAGAUAAUCAACUUGUGGAUUAUAGCGGUCAAGAGGUUAGAAAAUAUGAUGUUUAAUAUGGAUUAGCUGGGAUGGUGGCUCAUACAAAACAGAAAUUGAUAAUAAAUGAUGUAAAAAGCUCAAUUCAUUUCAAUCAAGCUGUAGACAUUAAGUCUAUUUUACCAAUAUUUGCCCAACCGUUAUUAGACAAAAAUAAUAAUACAGUUGCUGUUAUUGAAGUAAUCAAAAUUCUAAUAUAUUAGACUUGUUUAAAAUGUAAAUUAAAAGUAUAAGUUGAGAAGGAUCAAUUAUUAUCACCAAGUGAAGGAGUAUUAGGAAUGGAAGAGCCAUUAACUAAACAACUUGCACAUUUUGUUGAUAUAAUAGUAGCAGCCUUGUGUAAUAUAAGAUUCUGA
Molecule: messenger RNA, 2290 nt
Organism: Paramecium pentaurelia
Lineage: Eukaryota; Ciliophora; Oligohymenophorea; Peniculida; Parameciidae
Source: the annotation of a GenBank genome assembly